AUGAUCCGAGUGAUCCUUCAAGACUGUAACGCGAGGCUUCGCAAGAACCGUCAGAGGAUCGACGAAGAGAAGACAAAGUGCUUUGAGUGCAUGGGCGAGAAUGGUACGCAACAGCUCCAGCAGAGGGUGGCCGAACGAGCCCGCGAAUACAAAGUGAAGAGAGAAGCAGCACUUGCAAUUAAACUUCACAAGCUACCUCGUCCAACGUCAUCCAAAGAUGAUAAACUGGUGCACAACCUGUCAUCCAAAAAGCUGACGGAAGAACAAAUGCAGGUGUUGAAGCAUGAAGCCUCAUUCAACACAGCUGAUGCCAGACCUAUAUAG
Dibothriocephalus latus is the source of this 324-nucleotide messenger RNA. The record is from the annotation of a GenBank genome assembly. NCBI's taxonomy places the organism in Eukaryota, Metazoa, Platyhelminthes, Cestoda, Diphyllobothriidea, Diphyllobothriidae.